This is a messenger RNA of Gongylonema pulchrum, 276 nucleotides long. The record is from the annotation of a GenBank genome assembly. Lineage: Eukaryota; Metazoa; Nematoda; Chromadorea; Rhabditida; Gongylonematidae.
AUGUCGAAAUUUUUCAAGGGAGCAGUAUCAAGUUCUGAUUCGUCUGGUUCCGAAAGUAGCGAUGACGAGCGAUAUAUACCGAUCAAAAGACCAGCGGCUACUUUUGCAUAUCCAUCGGAUAGCGAAGAUGAGGGACAGAAGCGCGUUGUGAAGGCACAGAAAGAUCGUAAAUUUGAAGAGCUGAAAGAUUUGAUUAAGUUGGCGAAGAAUUCAAAAAACAUCAAGGAUAUGUCAAAACUUCUAUCAAGUAUGCUUUUCCUAUUUUUCCUACGUUGA